AUAACUGAAUUCUCAUUCCACCGUUCAAAGGACGUAUUUUAAGUCAGUGAGUUGGUUUACGGGUAGGUGAAAGUACAUCGCAAUGGAUUUCUUGUCCCGGUUGAGAUUGAUUUGGUUGACCGGAUAUCUUUGCUGCCUAUUUCCCAAUGCCGUUAUUACGGCGAAUAUUUUACGUUAUAUCCUCGACAAAAUGCAGAUAUGCCAUGUUCAUUAUCGCCUAACGAGGAAGGAGUCUGUGUGUAUGCGUAUUUGUGCCCGAAUGGUGUGAUAAAUACAGAUGGUGAAGGACUACUAGAUCUACGCAUGGGCGAUAUCUGCGAGGAUUACUUCCUAAGGUGCUGUUCCAAAGAAUCGGCAUGUGCGGAAAACAACGGCAAGUGUGUUUCCAUAGAAAAGUGCGGAGUUGAUCUGAAUGAACCGAAAUAUAAGCUGUUUAAAAAAUCAGAUGAGUGCGAUUGGAGUGGAUACAAAUGUUGCCCGACGAAAUAUGUAGGACAGAAGAAAACACCAAUCAGCCCACCAAAGCUGGAACCGGAAACAUGCAAUAAUAAUGGUGUAUGUGUACCACAUGAUCAGUGUCUGGUGAAUCCAGAUGGCAUAUCAAUAAUCGAAGCAAGGCAUGCUGACUGCAGCAAUGCUGACCAUACUUGUUGCCCGACUGACAAAGUUAAAUCUAACUUGGAUUCCGAUGUCUGUAACAGCGUUGGAGGGAAAUGUGUUCCACAGAAUCAAUGCUCAUCCCUUCUCACAAUCAAUGUGCGAAUAUCGCAAUGCGAACUCCCGGGUUAUGUUUGUUGUACCGGCGACGGAACGAAUAGCACGUCUGCUGCAUCUAGUGGAAAGCCGUGCUUCAAUGGAAAUGGAAAAUGUACAUCCAGGAAUACCUGCCGUAGCACAACUUACCGCGAUCGCAAGGGUGAAUGCAAUGGCCUUGUUUGCUGUGCUACAGUCACAGAACCAGGGCAACAAACACCAAAGCCUGUUCGUACUACUACAGAAAGUACAUCUUCGAUAAUUGAUAGCAGUGCUCCUGCGACCGACAGAGUGAUCUGCAAUGACAUUGGUGGACUUUGCCUAUCUGCUCAAGAGUGUAUCACAACCGCCGGAGAAAUGUAUGAAGAAUGCGAAAAUGAAGAGAAGGUUUGCUGUUUACGACAGAGCACUACAACUGAAAAAUGGACUACGAUUGAUCCGCUCAAACCUAAACCAAUGAAUAAUAAUUACACACCACGAGGAUGCGGAUAUCGCAACGAGGGCGGCGUUGGUUUCAACACAAUAGGUGGCUCAGAGGGAGAGUCCCAAUACGGAGAGUUUCCAUGGAUGGUAGCCAUAUUGACUGGGACGGGAUCAGGUACUAAAUUUGUCUGCGGAGGAGCUUUGAUAGAUCCCGAAGUGAUUUUAACAACUGCAGAUUGCGUUAAAUCUUUUCGGCGGAAACCUGAAACAUUGAUCGUUCGUGCCGGUGAAUGGGACAUGGGUUCAUUGAAAGAGCCUAUUCCACAUGAGGAGCGAUUUGUUCGACUAGUUAAGGUUCAUCCUGCAUUCAAACCAACAUCAUUGGUGAAUAAUGUUGCCCUUUUAUUUCUGGACGAUAAAUUCGAUCUUGGCGAUACGAUUGAGCCAGUCUGCUUGCCCCCAAACGAUUUCACCAUCUCCAAUGGACAUGUCGUGGCUACCGGAUGGGGCACAACACCAACUAACCGUAAUAAAUAUCAACAAAUCUUAAAAAGUCUCGAGCUACCAUACACACAUCGAUCGGAUUGUGAGCGUGUGUUGCGAAAGAUGACAAGGAAUUCUCGGUUCUCGUUGGACGAUAGCUUCAUGUGCGCCGGUGGUGACUCAGAGGUAGAUACGUGCCAAGGAGAUGCAGGAUCACCAAUUGUCUACGCUAUCCCGGAUGACCUACAAUAUCGAGUAUAUGCAGUUGGCAUGGUGUCCUGGGGUGUCGGAUGCGGACGCCCUGGAGUACCAGCAGCCUACACUAAUGUGGCAAAGUUUAGAGAUUGGAUUGAUGAACAAAUGACACAGGAAGAUGUUACAGUAUAUUACUACAUGUACUACCGAGAAUCACCUGAUGAUAAUGAUGGGGGAAGAAACUGAUGAAUUAGCAUAUGAGAUAUUAGUUCAGUGUUGAUAAUAAAAAGAUAGCCAACAUCUCA
Molecule: messenger RNA, 2159 nt
Organism: Topomyia yanbarensis
Lineage: Eukaryota; Metazoa; Arthropoda; Insecta; Diptera; Culicidae
Product: phenoloxidase-activating factor 2-like
Exons: 5
Coding region: 199-2100 (633 amino acids)
Biological process (GO): proteolysis
Molecular function (GO): serine-type endopeptidase activity
Source: RefSeq, a predicted model, not a curated record